Molecule: messenger RNA, 3738 nt
Organism: Amaranthus tricolor (Joseph's coat)
Lineage: Eukaryota; Viridiplantae; Streptophyta; Magnoliopsida; Caryophyllales; Amaranthaceae
Exons: 14
Coding region: 156-3479 (1107 amino acids)
Biological process (GO): ribosome-associated ubiquitin-dependent protein catabolic process; rescue of stalled cytosolic ribosome
Cellular component (GO): RQC complex
Molecular function (GO): tRNA binding; zinc ion binding; ribosomal large subunit binding
Source: RefSeq, a predicted model, not a curated record
UUUAGACUCUAGUGCUUACCCACUUGUGAUACGUGAGGCUUAAUCAAAGAAUUAGAAACGUUAGUCUACUCUUGAACACGCACCCAAAUAAGACAUCGAAACACCGGCAUCAUUUUCAACUGUCUGAACUCCAAAUUUUGCAGACAAGGUGAAAGAUGGUGAAAGUGCGUAUGAACACGGCCGAUGUGGCCGCAGAAGUUAAGUGCCUUAAGAAAUUGAUCGGUAUGCGAUGUUCUAAUGUCUAUGACAUAACUCCCAAGACUUAUAUGUUCAAGCUAAUGAAUAGUAGUGGAGUUACAGAAUCUGGGGAGAGUGAAAAAGUUUUGUUAUUGAUGGAAAGUGGUGUUAGGCUUCAUACAACUGUCUAUGUCAGGGAUAAGAGUAAUACUCCAUCUGGGUUUACUCUAAAAUUGAGGAAGCAUAUUCGUACUAAAAGGCUUGAAGAUGUAAGGCAGCUUGGGUAUGACAGGAUUAUUCUUUUCCAAUUUGGGUUGGGUGUUCAUGCUCAUUAUGUCAUAUUGGAGCUCUAUGCUCAGGGAAACAUUCUCCUUACAGAUUCUGAAUUUACUGUCUUAACUCUGCUUCGAUCUCAUAGAGAUGACGAUAAAGGUUUUGCAAUCAUGUCUCGGCACCGCUACCCAACUGAAUUAUGUCGUGUUUUUGAGCGGAGUACCAGCUCGAAGCUGAAAGAAGCUCUUGAAGCUUCAUAUAAUCAGGGUGAAGAUGUGGAUAUUGAAGCGAAAGAUAUUGAAACGAAAGAAGAUGGAAGCAAUGUGUCGCAAACACUGAAAUCUAAAAAAAAUGCUAAUAAGGGUGGAAAAGUUCCGGAUGUCAACAAAGCAAGAAAUGAUAGCUCUCGUUCAAAACAGCGGACCUUAAAGAUGGUGCUUGGUGAGGGAUUAGGUUAUGGUCCUCAGCUGUCUGAACAUAUUAUACUGGAUGCUGGUUUGAUUCCAAGCAUGAAAAUUUCAAAAGAGAGCAAGCUGGAUGAGGGUAAAGUUGAGAUUUUGGGUCAAGCUGUGAGUAAAUUUGAGGAUUGGCUAGAGGAUGUUAUUCUUGGAAGUAAAGUUCCUGAAGGAUACAUUUUAAUGCAGCCAAAGAAAGCAGUGGGAAAGGAAAUUGGUACCACUGAGCCAGGAGAUUCCAGCAAGAUUUAUGAUGAAUAUUGUCCAAUCUUACUAAAUCAAUUCAAAACAAGGGAUUUUUUGAAGUUUGAAACAUUUGAUGCAGCUUUGGAUGAAUUCUACAGCAAAAUUGAGAGCCAGAAAGUUGAACAGCAGCAAAAAGCAAAAGAAGGAUCCGCUAUGCACAAGCUUGAUAAAAUACGCAUGGAUCAGGAAAAUCGUGUGGUUACUCUGAGGAAAGAAGUUGAGCAUUCUGUUAGAAUGGCACAAUUGAUCGAAUACAACUUGGAGGAAGUUGAUGCUGCUAUAAAGGCUGUCUGUGUUGCUUUAGCAAAUGGCAUGAAUUGGGAUGAUCUUGCACGUAUGGUGAAGCAAGAGAAAAAAUCUGGAAAUCCAGUGGCUGGUCUAAUUGACAAGCUCCAUUUAGAUAGGAACUGCAUAACACUCCUGUUGAGCAAUAAUCUUGAUGAUAUGGAUGAUGAAGAAAAGACACUUCCAGCAGAUAAGGUAGAAGUUGAUUUGACACUUUCAGCACAUGGGAAUGCUCGCCGGUGGUAUGAGAUGAAAAAAAAGCAAGAGAGUAAACAGGAAAAAACUAUCACAGCUCAUGAAAAAGCUUUCAAAGCUGCGGAGAGGAAGACGCGUUUCCAGCUCUCACAGGAAAAAACAGUUGCCAGAAUUUCUCAUAUGCGCAAAGUCCAUUGGUUCGAAAAAUUUAAUUGGUUCAUCAGCAGCGAAAAUUAUUUGGUUAUUAGUGGACGUGAUGCUCAGCAAAAUGAGAUGAUUGUUAAGCGUCACAUGGAGAAAGAUGACCUGUAUGUUCAUGCCGAGAUGCAUGGAGCUUCAAGUACUCUAAUCAAGAAUCACAAGCCUGGGCAGCCAGUUCCCCCUUUGACAUUGAACCAAGCUGGGUGUUAUACUGUUUGCCAGAGUAAGGCUUGGGACUCAAAAAUUGUUACUAGUGCUUGGUGGGUCUACCCUGACCAAGUUAGUAAAACUGCUCCUACAGGAGAAUAUCUUACAACGGGGAGCUUCAUGAUUCGUGGAAAGAAGAAUUUUCUUCCUCCCCAUCCUCUUAUAAUGGGGUUUGGUCUGUUAUUUCGGCUAGAUGAGAGUUCUUUAGGAUUGCAUUUGAAUGAAAGACGAGUUAGAGGAGAGGAUGAGGCUUCAAAUGUUCUCCAAGAAAAUGAGACCAUGGAAUUAUCUGAAUCUGAUUCAGAUGCUGAGGCCUCAGUGCCAAAUGUUGAAAAAGAUAACGGGAGCAUACCUUCAUCAGAAGAAAAUCAUACAACUCUUGAUUCUGAAGGAAAGAACAGCACGUCUGUUUCUGUUCAACUUGAGGAUCUCAUUGAUAAAGCUCUUGAGCUUGGAUCUGGGGCUGUACCUCUUAGCAGUUAUGAACAAACUUCUCAAAUUACUAAGUCUGAGGAAUGGCAAAAGCAAGAUAAAACGGUCCCUAUCCGGGAUAAGCCACAUAUCUCCAAAGCUGGAAGAAGGAAAUUGAAGAAAGGCUCAAAAUGUGGUGAUGGACAGGCUAUAGAUGAGAAAGGUGAAUUAGAUCAAGGUCAUUCGUCGUCGGUCCACCCUGAGAAGAAAAAUGCUUCCACUACUGGUGGAAAGGUAGCCCGGGGUAAGAGGGGAAAGCUGAAAAAGAUAAAGGAGAAAUAUGCUGAUCAAGAUGAAGAAGAAAGGAGCAUCCGUAUGUCUUUACUUGCGUCAGCUGGAAGAGUAUCAGAUGACAAGAACGAAAAUGAACCCGAAAAUCAAACUUUAGCUACUACCCCAACAGUGGAACUUGAUGGUCAAGAAAAUGCUCUGAAAAUUUGUUACAAGUGUAAGAAGGCUGGCCAUCUCUCUCGUGAUUGUCGGGAACACACUGAGAAAAUCUUGGACCAUAGAAAUGGUAAGCUUGAGAAUCCUGAUGGAGAUACAGGUAUUUCCGCGUCUGAGAUGGAGCAAAUAUCAAUGGAGGAUGACGAUAUACAUGAGAUAGGUGAAGAAGAGAAAGGAAAGCUUAAAGAUGUGGAUUAUUUGACUGGGAAUCCACUGCCUAAUGAUGUUCUUUUGUAUGCUGUGCCUGUCUGCGGUCCAUAUACUGCACUACAAUCGUACAAAUACCGUGUAAAGAUAGUUCCUGGAACCGCUAAGAAAGGGAAAGCUGCGAAAACGGCCAUGAAUUUGUUUAGUCGCAUGCCUGAAGCGAGCUUUAGAGAAAAAGAACUAAUGAAAGCAUGUACUGAUCCGGAACUGGUUGCCGCCAUGAUCGGAAACUCAAAGAUUACCGCAGCAGGUCUAACACAAUUGAAACAGAAGCAAAAGAAAGGAAAGAAGGCCUCCAAUAAAGCUGUUAGCUAGUCCCUUCUCGAGCCGAUCUUUAUGAAAUCCUUGUUUUGUGAAGGAAGCUCUUACAUUUUGGCAGCCAUAGAAAAGUAUAUUGUGUUAAAUCUUCUUUUGUUGUUGUGAAACUCUUGUUGGUUUAUAUUUAUUUCAUAUUUAUAAUGACAACUUUGAUUUGUCACCCAUAUUCCAACUUUAACGCCCAUCGUUUUUAAAAACUUACUACAGCGAUAGUUCUUAAUUUUCGCUGAUUCAAAGCGCUUGUAUACUAUCAAAU